Anopheles arabiensis is the source of this 3547-nucleotide messenger RNA. RefSeq names its product N-alpha-acetyltransferase 15, NatA auxiliary subunit-like. The record is from RefSeq and is a predicted model, not a curated record. Gene Ontology annotation, biological process: N-terminal peptidyl-methionine acetylation. Gene Ontology annotation, cellular component: NatA complex; cytoplasm. Bases 281 to 3082 code for a protein of 933 amino acids. Lineage: Eukaryota; Metazoa; Arthropoda; Insecta; Diptera; Culicidae. The transcript has 4 exons. Gene Ontology annotation, molecular function: protein binding; protein-N-terminal amino-acid acetyltransferase activity.
UUUUACACAAAAAAGUAGCGUAAAAUUACUCGCUUCCCGUUUGGGUGUAAUUUAGUUUCCCCCCAUUUUAGGCCCCCCGGUGCGUGCGUGUUUUUAAGCUUGUAGUUUACGCAUUCCUUUCGGAACCUUCUUCCUUCGGAUGACCAUCUGCGAGAGCCGCAAGAUUUCGUAGUGGGAAGAAUAUUGCACCAACACGCAAAGCAACUGUGCCACCGGGACAUAACUGUGUAGGAACCGCCGCGCACGAACAGCAGUGGCCCAACACUCGCUAGACUGCGAUAUGGCUGAAACGGUGACGGAUGCACCCUCGGAACCAGCCCAUCCGGGGAUGAGCCUGCAGGAAGGCACGGAUGCUGGGAUGCUUGGAGCGGCCGGCACAACAAACACCAUCAUCACCAGUACCACCACCACAAAACAAUACAAAAAUGGACUGAAACUGGCGAAGCAGAUACUCUCCAACCCGAAGUUCACCGAGCAUGGCGAAACGCUCGCCAUGAAGGGUUUGACGCUCAACUGUCUCGGCCGGAAGGACGAAGCGUACGAUCACGUUCGCUGCGGGCUGCGGAACGAUCUGAAGUCGCACGUGUGCUGGCACGUGUACGGGCUGCCGCAGCGGUCGGACAAGAAGUACGACGAAGCGAUCAAGUGCUACCGGAACGCGCUCAAGUGGGAGAAGGACAACAUUCAGAUCCUGCGCGAUCUGUCGCUGCUGCAGAUACAGAUGCGCGACCUGGAGGGGUACCGGGAAACGCGGCACCAGCUGUUCAAGCUGCGGCCGUCCCAGCACGCCAGCUGGAUUGGCUUUGCGAUGAGUUACCAUCUGCUCGGGGACUACGAGACCGCGAUGAACAUACUGGAGACGUUCCUUUCCUCCCAGACGAUGGACACGUUCGACUACAAGCAUAGCGAGCUGCUGCUGUACCAGAACAGCGUCAUCCAGGAGGCCGGCCAGCACGAGCAGGCGCUGCAGCACCUGAAGAACUGCGGGGCGCAGAUACUGGACAAGUUGGCCGUGCAGGAAUCGAUGGGCGCACUGUGCCUUAAGCUGGGCCGUCACGAGGAAGCGGAAACCAUCUUCAAAGCGCUGAUCGACCGCAACCCGGACAACACGGAGUACUACCGCCGGCUGAUGGAGGCGCGCCAGCUGAGCGAACCGGCCGAGCUGAUCGAGGCGUACCGGGCGAUGCAGGGCGAGUAUCCGCAAUCGUUCUGCGCCCGGCGGCUGCCGCUCGACAUCGCCACCGGCGACACGUUCCGGACGCUAGUGGACGAGCACCUGAGACGCAACCUGCGGAAAGGCGUGCCGCCACUGUUCGUCAACCUGCGCUCUCUGUACCGCGAUGCGGAGAAGGUGAAGAUCAUCGGCAAGCUGGUGGAGUGCUACUAUCAGAAUUUAAUGAGCAGCGGGUACUUUUCGGCGGAGGAUGCCGCCAACCCGGACGUGCGGAAGGAGCCCGCCUCGGCGCUCCUGUGGACGAUGUACUACCUCGCACAGCACUACGACCAUUUGCGCGAGUCGGAAAAGGCGCUCGACUUUAUCAAUGCCGCCAUCGAGCACACGCCCACGCUGAUCGAGCUGUUCGUGACCAAGGGCCGGAUCUACAAGCAUGCGGGCGACGUGCUGGAGGCGGUGAAGUGGCUGGACGAGGCACAGAGUCUUGACACGGCCGAUCGGUACAUCAACUCGAAGUGCGCCAAGUAUAUGCUACGUGCCAACCAGAUCAAGGAGGCGGAAGAGAUAUGCGCCAAGUUUACGCGCGAGGGUGUAUCGGCGAUGGAAAAUCUCAACGAAAUGCAGUGCAUGUGGUUCCAGACCGAGUGUGCGCUCGGCUACCAGCGGCUGGAGAAGUGGGGCGACGCGCUGAAAAAGUGUCACGAGAUCGACCGGCACUUUGCCGAGAUCAUCGAGGAUCAGUUCGAUUUCCAUACGUACUGGAAUGCGAUGACGCUGCGCUCGUACGUGGGCUUGUUGCGGCUGGAGGACGUUUUGCGAAGACACCCGUUCUACUUCAAGGCGGCCAAGUGUGCGAUCGAGGUUUAUUUGCGCCUCUUCGAUAAACCGUUGGCCGCGGAAUCAGCCGUCGAAGAGCUAGAUAUAGAAAACUUGCCAGCACCAGAGUUGAAGAAGCUGCGUAACAAGCAGAGAAAAGCACAGAAAAAGAAGGCCGAACAGGAGAAUGCUCAAUCGAAGGAGAACCAGAAGAAGGAGCAGCAUAACAAGAAGCAGCUUUACCAGGACGGUGACCCAGAGGCACUCCAGCUGGACGAUCUAAUACCGGAAAAGCUGGCCCGCCCGGACGACCCGCUCGAGAAGGCGAUAGAGUUUCUGAAGCCACUGCAACUGCUGGCCAAAGACAACAUCGAGACGCAUCUGAUGGCGUUCGAGAUUUACCUGCGCCGCAACAAGCUGCUGCUGAUGUUACAGUCGCUGAAGCGUGCACGAAAGAUUGACGCCACCAAUGCCAUCCUGCACAGCUGCAUCGUGCGGUUCUACCGGGUGCUGGAGCAGCGUCUCGCAUCGACCGCCGACACUGCCGACGUCGACCCAAGCGUGCGCAUUGUGAUCGACCGCGAGCGGGAAAAUCUGUUCCACGGCGAGCCGAACGCAACCGCACUGAACGAUGCUUAUCUGAAAGCGAACCGCGACGACUGCGAUGCCGUGUACGAGGUCGCUAAGAUAAUGUACACGCUGGACGAGAAGCGGCGGGACGAAGCGAUCGCUCUGCUGACCGGUUCGGUUCAGAGCAAGAAAAUUCCGCUCGAAAAAGCGACCAAGAUAUUCCUGCUGCUCAAAGCUGGCUACUUUGGCCAGUGCGACGAACAGCUGGCUGCGUUCAAGAAGCUCUGCCAGCAGCGGUACCCACUGGCGGUGGUGUUUGCCGAUGUGACGGCCGCCCCCGUCACCACACUGACAACGACCCAAUCGUCCAAUGCGGAAAACACCCAGACGACGGUUACGGACAGUGGCAGCAACUGCUGCGUAAUGACCGCCAGCGAACAGCAGCCAACGCCCGGCAAGCAGCAGCCUGGCAGCAAGCCUUCGAAAAAGCAGAAAAAUGGACCGGAAAUUAAAGCGAACUAACAAUUAUUUCUACCCAGCAGCCAUCCAGAAUACUAUCAAAUGCCGACGCAGUGGUGAUGUGUGCGUGUGUAGCGGUUCGGUAUCCGCUCCGCGCUGUGUCCGCUCGUCAUAUUGUCGCGGAAGAAUGCGAUGAUUGGGUGAAACGACGCUCUGAUCAUUUACAUCAUUUUUGUCCUUCAUCCAUGGUUCCCGAAACCUUAGCCACCCCCCUUCAGGGUCGUCCCCCACACACGGUGAACAGUGCUUUGAACAGUAGGACCAUUGGCUUGGGGUCGGAGUAGGGGAGAGUGAGACACCAAACUACUCAGCACCAUCCACAAUCCUCAAAAUGCAAUAGAGAGAUGCUUGUGGGCAAUUUUACUUUCUUCGCCGUACCGCGCAUAUUGUGUCCUUCUUUCGUUUGAUUGUGAAAAUGAAACUAAAAUAGAGAGAAAAAAAUAGAAACGCAAUAGUCGAACAAAAAUA